AUGGAAUCGCUAAAAUGUUGUAGAAUUUGUCUUGAAGUGGAUGGAUUUAUGCAUAAUUUGUCGUCAAAUACCUUGGCUUUCUACUAUUUGACAUUAACCGGCAUAAAUCCUCUGCCAAAACUGAAAAUACCAAUGUAUCUAUGUUAUGAGUGUACUGCUCUAUUGAAGAAAUACUUUGUAUUUAGACAAAAAUGCCUCCGUGGACAGGCAGUGCUCCAAGCACUUUUAUCAAAUAAUGGGGAGGUAACAGAAGAAAACUUAAAGGACAUAGGUAGAGAAAGUUUUGGCCUAACCUCAAGUCUAAAAAUUGUUGAGAAUGUCAGUUUUAAUUAUGACCCACAAGCUGACUUAAGAAAAACUUAUGAUCUACCAAAUCAUAUAAAGGAAGAGGAUAUUGUAAAGUUAGAGCAUGAUUACUUUUGUGAAGUGCAAGAUGAUUCUAGUGAUCCCAUUGAUGUAAAUAAUUCAGAAGAUGAUGAAUUAAUUGAAAUCCUUGAAGAUGAUCAAGAUGCAGACCAAUUGGAUGAAAAAAUGGAGGAGCAGCAAUCAUUUGAACAAAUUAUGCUUCAAGAAUCGGAACCAAAUAUGUCAGUAGAAGGUGAUAAAAGAAUAACAAAGAAGGAUACAGAAGAUCUCAAUAAAUAUUUUACCAUCAAAUAUUAUACAAAACAAGAGGUAAUGGAUAAAAUGGAAUUGCGUAAAGAAUCUAUAAAAUACAAAUCGGCUGAAUAUAAAUGUGAGAUAUGCUAUUCUUGGUUUAUUGAUAUACGUGGACAAGAAAAGCAUGCAGUGCAACAUGAUCAGAACCGUGGCGAGUUCUAUUACACAAGUUGCCACAUGUAUUUCAAGACUCAGGAACAAUUACAAACACAUAAAAAUAAUCACAACCAAGAUGGUUUAAGUUACAAGUUGUGUAAUCUAAAAUACAGCUGCGACACUUGUGAUGAGAGAUUUUCGACUAAAAAAGAGAGAUUCUUGCAUUCAUUGAAAGUUCACAAACGACGUCCGCGACGCAUUGAAAAACCGAUUAUUAUGAUAAAAGCAUCCACGGAUAAAUCCCAGAAUAAGUCGAACAAGCCUCGGGCUAAAAUAACUUUACCGAAGACGCGUCCGGUCAAUACACUCCAGAAAAUUAUUUGGCCAGUGAAAUGUCAUUACUGUCCCGAUGCAUUAGUGUACAGCGAGCAGGAAAAUUGGUUGCACCAUCGUCGUCAGCAUCCCGAGAAGACAUAUAUGACCAUUAGGAGAAGAUAUAUUUGCGAGCAUUGUGGGAAGGGAUUUAAAAGCCGACACAUACUUAAUUACCACAUGAACCUACACAACGGUGUUACCCCAUUCAAAUGUGAGGUUUGCAGUAAAGCGUUUUACUCGCGGACGCUUCUUAGAAAUCAUUUUGUGGUUGUACACUCCGAUCAAAGACCAUUCGUUUGCGACACAUGUGGAGUGGCUCUUAAGACAAAAGGCACGCUGCAUAAACAUAACCGGAUCCAUUCUGGCGAAAAACCAUUCAAAUGUGACGUUUGCGACAAAGCGUUCGCAUUCAAAACAUCACGCAGACUUCAUUAUGAAGGUGUUCACUUAAACAUAAAGAGAAAGAAGAAGAAGAAGUCGAAGAGAAAAGAGAGGGAAAAAGAAGAAGUCAAACAGAAUAGAGAGACAAUCCUGAACACUUCUUCUAAAUCUUCUAUUGUCGUCAAAUGA
This is a messenger RNA of Pieris macdunnoughi, 1701 nucleotides long. Lineage: Eukaryota; Metazoa; Arthropoda; Insecta; Lepidoptera; Pieridae. The record is from the annotation of a GenBank genome assembly.